AUGGACCAGCAGCCGCGGUUGAUGCACUCUCAUGCGGGAGUAGGGAUGGCAUCGCACCCCGGCCUGUCGCAACACAUGGAAGGCACCGGAGGAACGGAAGGCGAUGGGAGAAAACAGGACAUUGGAGACAUUUUACAGCAAAUAAUGACCAUCACAGAUCAGAGUCUGGAUGAAGCUCAAGCCAGGUAAGGUGCCAGAUGUGCGCAGUAGCCUACCUUGUCAACAUGGACAACGAAUGUGUGGCAAACUACUGUAUUCAUUAAAUUAAGGUGGAUAAGAAGACAUUUCAAGUCAGUCAGAUUUCUAGUGAAAAAUAUUAUAUUGAUGGAAUGGAGAAGAAUUACGCAUUCGAGCCCAACAGCCAAUAACGAUAAGCGGGCGAGCGCGCAUUUGGAAAAAUUAUAACAUCCACAGUGCAGCAGACUCAAUUUCAACUUUGAAGUUCUCUUAUUAUAAGUAUUUAGUAGACAUAUACUUUUUUCCUGAAUUUCCAGAAAUGAUAUAAUAUUGCAGCAGUAUAACGUACAGACAAGACAGUAGGUUAGAUUCAAAGUGUUUUCACUAUAGAUUCAAAGUGUUUUCACACAUCUGACAAAUCAAUAACGACGUGCAAAUCUGACAUCUCAAGUUUGUGGAUGCGAUUUGUCAUCAAAAUAACCAGCAUCACAUUGAUUGACAACAUCAUCAUUUCGAUGAACUUUUGUGCAAACACAGCUCUCUCUCUCUGUCACUCCAGUCAAAAUAUAACAACUGAUAAGGCAUAGCCUAAAUCUAAUAUAAAUCUGGAAUAUGCUAUUAUAGGCUAUCAUUUAUUAUUUGCAUGGGCUAUACAAUGGGCCAUUGAUAGUAAUUGCAGAUAAAUAAUGUGCAUCCAGUUACUAGAUAUUCAAUUGACUCAGAAGCUAAAGCGAAGUGCUCAAACGCGCACUGCGUUUGUAGGCUGUGUUUUGCCUACAUCGUGCAGGGCGAGCAGCAGAGAGGAAUCUUUCAAAAUACUAUGAAACUCUUUGGACAACCCUUUUCCACUGUCCUGUGUUGCACUGUGAUGAACAUGACUGUAAUUUAUACAAAUUCAACAACAAACAAUACAUGUAAUAAUUGUUGAAAAAGAAACAAAAAUACAUCUUCAAAACUGUUGUAUAAAUUAUUGUUUGUAUUGUUGCUCAAUCAGUCCAGAACAUAAUAAUUUGUUGCAUUACAUUUUUAGGCAGUAACAAAUAGCUAUAUAUUCCAGUUUACUUUCUUUAUUUGCUUCCAAUAAUAAUAAUAAUAAUAAUAAUAAUAAUAAUAUAAAUAUUAACAUGUCAUUUUUAAAUAUUACAUAUGCUAUUUUACUUUCGAGAUUAAGCAUGCAUAUACAAAUACAGCCGGCUUUCAAUAAAAGGUUGACGUGAUGCGCAUCAUUUGCUUCACACAAUUGCCUGUCUCCAUAAUUUGCGACAUAGGCUAUAUGCUUCAAUAAAACCUUUAGCCUAUAACUACGUUAUUAGGCUAACGCUUUUAGGAUUUAUGAGAAUUUUUGAACUUUACUUUAUUUUGUUUUAUAGGAAACACGCCUUGAAUUGCCACAGGAUGAAGCCUGCUCUCUUCAACGUCUUGUGUGAAAUCAAAGAAAAAACAGGUAGGCCCAAUGCGUUUUAUGAAGUUAUCUACUGGGCUACUGAAUGCACGUCAAAUACAGACCUACACAAUUUGAAGGAAAAACUAUAGGCUUACUAGCUACCUAGAGAAACGUAAAGUGCGUUCUUCGUCGGCUACAGAAGCCCAAGUAAAGGGGACAUUGUAUGCGCUCUAUAUAGGACUCAUAAAUGUCUUCAGAGAAAGCGCGUUUUAGCCUACAAUUCACAGCCAUUCGCAUAGAUGAACUUGUUGCAGCCAGGGCAUGCAUGCAUGUUUUUCAAUGUGCUUUGAAUUACAUUCUUAUAUGAGAAGAGAAAUACAAAUGUGGCUAUUUUUAAGACCUGUGUUUUUACCAUUUGCACAUGUUUUUGGAGUGCAAUCCAUUUUAUGCUAUUACACAUUAGGCAGCCCUACAAUCAGUGCUACUUGAUUGAAAAUAUUUUACAAUUAUAGUGUCAAACAUCUGAAGGUUUGAUGGCGUUGAUGAUGGAAAGUGUUGAGAGCUAAAUUACCGUCUUCAUCAUAAUGUUUCCCCCUUGUGUGCUAGCUGUCAAAUCUCUCUGCUGAGUGUGUCUCAUUUAAUUCACUUGCGGUCUGUCUCUCCAUUUGUCUGUGCUGUUGUGAGAGACCAUGUACCCAGAAUAAUUGCACUAAGAGCAGAUGCAGUGACAUUAGACUUAGGGAGCAGCAUAACAGAAGUCGUCUUUCCAGAAUACAAACCCCUUUUCCCCUUGACAUUUCUGAAAUUGGCACAGAUAGAAUUCAGAGCUGCUCAGGAGCGAUAGUGUGUAUAUAUCUUGUCUAUUAUUUUCCCGUUCUAAGCUAUGGAAUGGAAUGGGGACUCCUUUAAAUUUGUACUUGUGAGAUAUUGAGAUGCUAUCGCUGUCUGGGUUUGACGUGGAAGCGGCUCCACUGUGUUUCACAGUCAUUAGUGCAUGAAAUAAAAUGGGAUAGAUAGAUAGAGGAUAAAAGAGAUAUCAUUUUCAUUAUCUCUGUGCUCUCACUUGGUCCAUACUUCCUGCUUCACUGCUGUGGUGCUGUGUGUGGAGGUGAUGGGUUGUGCUGUUUAUUUUAUUCCCUGUGUGUAUGUGAUUCUACUUUUCCAUGAUGUUUUCAUUUUCAUUGAAGUUCAACCCCCCCCCCCCCCCCCCCACCGCCACCCUCCACCUCCACUCCCCACCGACCCAGUCCUCCUGCCCCAUGUAGCGCACCCUCAAUUGGGCCAGUUUCUAAGGAGAGCAGGGGGCCUUUUGAGGCCUGCUGGCUCUCUCUCCUUUCUCUGUUGUCUUGUUAGGGUUUUGGAGGGGGAGUGAGUGACACAGUUAUGCAUAGUGUUUUACUCCCUGCCGUUUUUCUGAGUUCAUCCAAAGUUUGUCACCGCAUGGAGUACAAAGUCACUUGGAUCUGGUCCUGUCUAGGAGUGCUGUGCCUUCUCUCUCAGUCUCUCUCAGCCGGCUACAACCCUACCAUCCCAAUAGCCCAGGUUUCUGUUUCUCCUGAAGGAGAAUGUCUCUGAGUCUGACCAUCUCCUCUUCUCAGAGGAGGUUUAGUUACACAUACCUACUGUGGUUGGAGGAAAUUAAGUUCAUUACAUCAAUUGAAUAUAGAUGUAUGAUAUACUACUGUAAAUACAGCACAUGGUUCUGAACAACUCUUUCAUGUACUGUAUGAGACAUUGUCUCAUCCGCUCUCUAGUGUAGUUGUAUAAGGUGUUAGAAUUAAGUUCUUAGAGGUAGUUUUGAAAAUAUUUUUGAAAAGUGUCAGCUGCUGAAGCCUAGAGUACAUCUCUGUUAAGUAAACCUCGACUGGGUCCUUUCGGCUAGGUGCCAAAGUAUUAAAAACCUUAUGAUGAUUCUCCCAGUAAAAAAAGCAUACCUGUUUUUUAAACAUUAUUAUAACUCUGCCUGCCACAGUACAGACUACAGGCUAGCCCCAGUGAAACUGUGUUGAGUUGAGCCGGUCGGCCGGUGAGCACGGUUUCUGUUAGGUCUUAAAGUAAAUAAAGUUUAGAGCAGAACUCACUGACUGCACAGACCUCUGCUGCUGCUGCUCUGGAAUCUGUCUUGUUUUUAACCAUUAAAUAUGUCUGAAUGCACCAGAGACAUUAAGGCUAUUUCUAGUGUGGUUUUUACACCACAUGACAUUCACUUAGGAUAACUGUGUUGUUAAUGGCUUUUUGUAACAUAUAGUUUUUUUUUCUGAUAAGACUAUCAUUUGCCAUUUUUAUUUAUUUGUAGAAUUUUGUCAUAGCAACAUUUGAGAGCUGUGAAUUUAUAUAAUAACUGCAUAUAGUACAUUCAAAUAUAUACACUACCGUUCAAACGUUUGGGGUCACUUAGAAAGUCAUUGUUUUCGAAGAAAAGCAUUUUUUUGUCCAUUAAAAUAACAUCAAAUUUAUCAGCAAUACAGUGUAGACAUUGUUAAUGUUGUAAAUGGCUAUUAUAGCUGGAAAUAGCUGAUUUUAAAUGGAAUAUCUACAUAGGCGAACAGAGGCCCAUUAUCAGCAACCAUCAGUCCUGUGUUCCAAUGGCACGUUGUGUUUGCUAAUCCAAGUUUAUCAUUUUAAAAGGCUAAUUGAUCAUUAGAAAACCCUUUUGCAAUUAUGUUAGCACAGCUGAAAACUGUUGUGCUGAUUAAAGAAGCAAUAAAACUGGCCUUCUUGAGACUAGUUGAGUAUCUGGAGCAUCAGCAAUUGUGGGUUCGAUUACAGGAUCAAAACGGCCAGAAACAAAUAACUUUCUUCUGAAAGUCGUCAGUCUAUUCUUGUUCUGAGAAAUGAAGGCUAUUCCAUGCGAGAAAUUGCCAAGAAACUGAAGAUCUCGUACAACGCUGUGUACUACUCCCUUCACAGAACAGCGCAAACUGUCUCUAACAAGAAUAGAAAGAGGAGUGGGAGGCCCCGGUGCACAACUGAGCAAGAGGACAAAUACAUUAAAGUGUCUAGUUUGAGAAACAGACGCCUCACAGGUCCUCAACUAGCAGCUUCAUUAAAUAGUACCCGCAAAACACCAGUCUCAACGUCAAUAGUGAAGAGGCGACUCCGGGAUGCUGACCUAGGCAGAGUUGGAUUAGCAAACACAACGUGCCAUUGGAACACAGGACUUAUGGUUGCUGAUAAUGGGCCUCUGUUCGCCUAUGUAGAUAUUCCAUUAAAAAUCAGCCAUUUCCAGCUACAAUAGCCAUUUACAACAUUAACAAUGUCUACACUGUAUUUCUGAUCAAUUUGAUGUUAUUUUAAUGGACAAAAAAAAUGCUUUUCUUUCAAAAACAAGGACAUUUAUAAGUGACCCCAAACGUUUGAACGGUAGUGUAUAUAUUUUAAUGUACUAUAUGCAGUUAUUAUAUAAAUUCACAGCUCUCAAAUGUUGCUAUGACAAAAUUCUACAAAUAAAUAAAAAUGGCAAAUGAUAGUCUUAGCAGAAAACCCCCCCCCGAUAUUUUACAAUAAGCCAUUAACAACACAGUUAUCCUAAGUGAAUAUCAUGUGGUGUAAAAACCACACUAGAAAUAGCCUUAAUGUCUCUGGUGCAUUGAGACAUAUUUCAUGGUUAAAAACAAGACAGAUUCCAGAGCAGCAGCAGCAGAGGUCUGUGCAGUCAGUGAGUUCUGCUCUGAGCUUCAUUUACUUUAAGACCUAACAGAAACCGUGCCCACCGGCCGACCGGCUCAACUCAAACUUUUGACUUAUUUGAAUUUCAUAGUUUUUAUUCAAAACCUUAAUUCACAGUUUUUUGGUUUUGCAAAUAUAUAAAUAUUUUUAGAAUUUGGUUUUAGUAAAUGGGAUUGUCUGUCCCCUCCAUCUCCACUACGCGCUUUAUGUCUCUGACUGUCCCCGGUACCAGAAAACUGACAUCACCUGCAGGCGUCAGGAAAUAAUAUAAUGCCAUGCUCAGGCAAGCAGGACAGGCAGCGUUGAGUAACUCCUGAACUCCUGACCCACUCUGUGUAUUUGUACUGGGAUACUGUGGUGUGGUGAGCGAUCGGUGCCCAGCAGAACGACUACUCACUAUAAACAAGCACAGUGCUGUGCACUGCUCACACCCCAGAGGAAAGGAGAAGGAACACUUUAUUUCAACCCAGGGUAGGCAUCUUUCUUUUUCUUUACUUCUUCAUUCAGACACUGGUUUAUUUUUUCCGUCCUUGACUGCUUAGUUUCAUCCCGAUCAUAUUUUGGUUGUCUUUCUCUACUGAAAGGAAUGUUACUUUUCACUCAGAGGUGUGUACAAUACUUGAUAAAAAGAGAUUGACACUUCACCUGUAUGGAUUAUUACAUUUAAAAACAGUUUGAUUUUGACACACACUCCUAAGGUUACUGUUGGAUAGGAGGAUUAGUGUUCACUGUGAGAAGAAUAAGAAAGAGAAGUUAAACUCAGUGUUAGGGUCUCGUCUGUGACAGGAGGAAGUUGAACUCAGUGUUAGGGUCUUGUCUGUGACAGUAGGAAGUUGAACUCAGUGUUAGGGUCUUGUCUGUGACAGUAGGAAGUUGAACUCAGUGUUAGGGUCUUGUCUGUGACAGUAGGAAGUUGAACUCAGUGUUAGGGUCUUGUCUGCGACAGGAGGAAGUUGAACUCAGUGUUAGGGUCUUGUCUGCGACAGUAGGAAGUUGAACUCAGUGUUAGGGUCUUGUCUGCGACAGUAGGAAGUUGAACUCAGUGUUAGGGUCUUGACUGUGACAGUAGGAAGUUGAACUCAGUGUUAGGGUCUUGUCUGUGACAGUAUGAAGUUGAACUCAGUGUUAGGGUCUUGUCUGUGACAGUAGGAAGUUGAACUCAGUGUUAGGGUCUUGUCUGUGACAGUAGGCUGCAUGUCCCAAAAGUAUCCACCCUGAGCCACGUUAUAAGAGGUAUUGGCACAGGGUGCUUUCCAAAAAUACACCCAAACAAUUUGACUCCAAUGCUAUUGCGCCAUGAAACCUUAACCUUCUGCAAACUCAACUCAUUAUAACAUAUACAAAUGUGACACAACUCAAUCUUACAUCAUGGUUUUGAAAAUAAAAUAAAAUAUUUCUAACUUUAUUAAUCAUGAGGUGAAUGUGGCAAAAUGUAAUUAAACCCUAACCCUUUUAUUUUCAAAAAUUGUAUUUCACCUUUAUUUAACCAGGUAGGCCAGUUGAGAACAAGUUCUCAUUUACAACUGCGACCUGGCCAAGAUAAAGCAAAGCAGUGCGAUAAAAACAACAACAACACAGAGUUACACAUGGGAUAAACAAAACAUACAGUCAAUAACACAAUAGAAAAUCUAUAUACAGUGUGUGCAAAUGUAGUAAGUUAUGGAGGUAAGGCAAUAAAUAGGCCAUACUGCAAAAUAAUUACAAUUUAGUAUUAACACUGGAGUGAUAGAUGUGCAGAAGAUGAUGUGCAAAUAGAGAUACUGGAGUGCAAAUGAGCAAAAUAAAUAACAAUAUGGGGAUGAGGUAGUUGGGUGGGCUAAUUACAGAUGGGCUGUGUACAGGUGCAGUGAUCGGUAAGCUGCUCUGACAACUGAUGCUUAAAGUUAGUGAGGGAGAUAAGAGUGUCCAGCUUCAGAUAUUUUUGCAGUUCGUUCCAGUCAUUAGCAGCAGAGAACUGGAAGGAAUGGUGGCCAAAGGAGGUGUUGGCUUUGGGGAUGACCAGUGAGAUAUACCUGCUGGAUCGCAUACUACGGGUGGGUGUUGCUAUGGUGACCAAUGAGCUAAGAUAAGGCAGGGAUUUGCCUAGCAGAGAUUUAUAGAUGACCUGGAGCCAGUGGGUUUGGCGACUAAUAUGUAGUGAGGGCCAGCCAACGAGAGCGUACAGGUCACAAUGGUGGGUAGUAAAUGGGGUUUGAUUACAAAACGGAUGGCACUGUGAUAGACUACAUCCAAUUUGCUGAGUAGAGUGUUGGAGGCUAUUUUGUAAAUGACAUCGCCAAAGUCAAGGAUCGGUAGGAUAGUCAGUUUUACGAGGGCAUGUUUGGCAGCAUGAGUGAAGGAGGCUUUGUUGCGAAAUAGGAAGCCGAUUCUAGAUGUAACUUUGGAUUGGAGAUGCUUAAUGUGAGUCUGGAAGGAGAGUUUACGGUCUAACCAGACACCUAGGUAUUUGUAGUUGUCCACAUAUUCUAAGUCAGACCCGCCAAGAGUAGUGAUUCUAGUCGGGCGGGCGGGCGGGUGCAAGCAGCGUUCGAUUGAAGAGCAUGCAUUUAGUUUUACUAGCGUUUAAGAGCAAUUGGAGGCUACGGAAGGAGUGUUGUAUGGCAUUGAAGCUCGUUUGGAGGUUUGUUAACACAGUGUCCAAUGAAGGACCAGAUGUAUACAAAAUGGUGUCGUCUGCGUAGAGAUGGAUCUGAGAGUCACCAGCAGCAAGAGCGACAUCAUUGAUAUACACAGAGAAUAGAGUCGGCCCGAGAAUUGAACCCUGUGGCACCCCCAUAGAGACUGCCAGAGGUCCAGACAACAGGCCCUCCGAUUUGACACAUUGAACUCUAUCUGAGAAGUAGUUGGUGAACCAGGUGAGGCAGUCAUUUGAGAAACCAAGGCUAUUUAGUCUGCCAAUAAGAAUGUGGUGAUUGACAGAGUCGAAAGCCUUGGCCAGGUCGAUGAAGACGGCUGCACAGUACUGUCUUUUAUCGAUCGUGGUUAUAAUAUCGUUUAGGACCUUGAGCGUGGCUGAGGUGCACCCAUGACCAGCUCGGAAACCAGAUUGCAUAGCGGAGAAGGUACGGUGGGAUUCGAAAUGGUCGGUGAUCUGUUUGUUAACAUUAAACCUAUCUUCAUCACAAAAUUAUAAACCUGAAUGUAGAGGAUUGCAAACUAUCUGUUUUAAUCAUGCUUUUAAAGUUUCCACAGUUUGUUUUUGGAACUGGUCUAAAGGACCUUGCUUCUCCUUUUGAUGAGAAAACUGUCGACAUCAUCCAAAAUGGUGCUUAAGAAAAUUAGCUAAAAUGAAUUGACUUCUAUAAACACCUCGUCAACGUCAUAAAUCUCCAACAGUGUCAAACAUAACCUCUCUGUGACACUGAGACGCUUGCUCAGUAAAUGUAGUCUGUGUCCCAAAUGGCACCCUAUUCCCUAUAUAGUGCAUUACUUUUGACCAGAGGCCUAUGUGCCCCGGUCAAAAGUAGUGCACUAUAUAGGGAAUAGGGUGCCAUUUGGGACGCAUCCCUACUGCUCUGACUGGCUGUUUAGUUUUUUUCCCGCUCAACCUCAACAAAAGGCCAGUUUUCUGGUGGCCUUGUUUGAAUAGUGUAAGGUUUCACGCCGGGGGAUGCUCCAUUUAUAAAAAUUACUAGCGGAGUGAUGUAAUGUUAUUUUUUGAAUGGUGAAAAUGAGGUGUUUUACAGAGGUCAGCGGAGUAAUAUUUGAUGUGAAAUUAGCCAGAUAUCUGAUUUACAGAGGAUGUGUCUCAAAUGCCGACCUAUUCCCUAUAUAGUGCACUACUUUUGACCAGAACCAUAUGGCCUCUGGUCAAAGGUAGUGCACUACACAGGGAAUAGGGUGCCAUUUGGGAUGCAGACAGAGAGGUGUAUUGAGACGCAGACAGAGAGAUACAGUACACUACACUACAUUGAGUUGUCAGUCCAUUCAGAUGUCUUGGCAUCUGCAUGUUUUUACUAUAGAAAGUAGACUCCAGCCCCCAGAGUCCAGUCAGAACCCUACAAACCACAUCACACCAUCGUAAUAUAAACCAUUUAUGUUAGCCGUCAUUAUCCGCAGAAGAAAACCUGUUUUUAGCUUCGAACAACAAUGUGGUAUAGAAACCCAUAGGGAUUUCCAGUUUGACUGUAUAUACAGUAUUUUUUGUUGUUGUUGUUAGAUUAGCGCAACGGUGUAUUUUGAGAGUGCAUUGCCAAUGCCAAACUACUGGUACUCAAAAGGCAAAUGUUGACAUACAGUUGAAGUCGGAAGUUUACAUACACCUUAGCUAAAUACAUUUAAACUCAGUUUUUCACAAUUCCUUACAUUUAAUCCUAGUAAAAAUUCCCGAUCUUAGGUCAGUUAGGAUCAGCACUUCAUUUUAAGAAUGUGAAAUGUCAGAAUAAUAGUAGAGAGAAUUAUUUAUUUCAGCUUUGAUUUCUUUCAUCACAUUCACAGUGGGUCAGAAGUUUACAUACACUCAAUUAGUAUUUGGUAGCAUUGCCUUUAAAGUGUUUAACUUGGGUCAAACGUUUCGGGUAGCCUUCCACAAGCUUCCCACAAUAAGUUGGGUGAAUUUUGGCCGAUUCCUCCUGACAGAGCUGAUGUAACUGAGUCAGGUUUAGAGGCCUCCUUGCUCGCACACGCUUUUUCAGUUCUGCCCACACAUUUUCUAUAGGAUUGAGGUCAGGGCUUUGUGAUGGCCACUCCAAUACCUUGACUUUGUUGUCCUUAAGCCAUUUUGCCACAACAUUGGAAGUAUGCUUGGGGUCAUUGUCCAUUUGGAAGACACAUUUGCAACCAAGCUUUAACUUCCUGACUGAUGUCUUGAGAUGUUGCUUCAAUAUAUCCACAUAAUUUCCCUUCCUCAUGAUGCCAUCUAUUUUGUGAAGUGCACCAGUCCCUCCUGCACCCAUGAUGCUGCCACCCCUGUGCUUCACGGUUGGGAUGGUGUUCUUCGGCUUGCAAGCGACCCCCUUUUUCCUCCAAACAUAACAAUGGUCAUUAUGGCCAAACAGUUCUAUUUUUGUUUCAUCAGACCAGAGGACAUUCCUCCAAAAAGUACGAUCUUUGCCCCAUGUGCAGUUGCAAACCGUUGUCUGGCUUUUAUAUGGCGGUUUUGGAGCAGUGGCUUCUUCCUUGCUGAGCGGCCUUUCAGGUUAUGUCGAUAUAGGACUCGUUUUACUGUUGAUAUAGAUACUUUUGUACCUGUUUCCUCCAGCAUCUUCACAAGGUCCUUUGCUGUUGUUCUGGGAUUGAUUUGCACUUUUCGCACCAAAGUACGUUCAUCUCUAAGAGACAGAACGCGUCUCCUUCCUGAGCGGUAUGAAGGCUGUGUGGUCCCAUGGUGUUUAUACUUGCAUACUAUUGUUUGUACAGAUGAAUGUGGUACCUUCAGGCAUUUGGAAAUUGCUCCCAAGGAUGAACCAGACUUGUGGAGGUCCAAAAAAUAAUAAUCUGAGGUCUUGGCUGAUUUCUUUAGAUUUUCCCAUGAUGUCAAGCAAAGAGGCACUGAGUUUGAAGGUAGGCCUUGAAAUACAUCCACAGGUACACCUCCAAUUGACUCAAAUUAUGUCAAUUAGCCCAUCAGAAGCUCCUAAAGCCAUGACAUAAUUUUCUGGAAUUUUCCAAGCUGUUUAAAGUCACAGUCAACUUAGUGUAUGUAAACUUCUGACCCACUGGAAUUGUGAUUCAGUGAAUUAUAAGUGAAAUAAUCAGUCUGUAAACAAUUGUUGGAAAAACUAAUUGUGUCAUGCACAAAGUAGAUGUCCUAACCGACUUGCCAAAACAAUAGUUUGUUAACAAGAAAUUUGUGGAGUGGUUGACAAACGAGUUUUAAUGACUCCAACCUAAGCGUAUGUAAACUUCUGACUUCAACUGUAUCAGUUCGCUCUCUAUCUAAAUCCAUCUGGUGUCACUUUGGUAGUAUGAUUAUUGUAAGUAAUAGGGAACGUUACUAUAUAGUGCACUAUGGUCCCUAUGGGCCCUGGUCAAAAUAGUGCACUAUAAAGGGAAUAGGGUGCCAUUUGGGAUGUAGACAUAGGCUAGGCAGGGGCCUGUUCAGAGCUAAUGUAAACUAGCAGCCUGUAACAGUUUAUUUCCAUCCAAUCAAUACAGGAGGACGUCUACUCAGAUAUAGAGCGUCGGUGUCUGUUAGUGGACUGACUGGGAGUGUUGAUGCUAAUACGUGCAGCAGCUUUUGUCUUUUAUCCAGCCUGCUCCUCUAUGUUGAUGCAGCAGCAUUCGGAGAGUGUGUGUGUGUUUGUAUGUGUGUGUAUGUGUGGGUGUGUGUGUGUGUGUGUGUGUGUGUGUGUGUGUGUGUGUGUGUGUGUGCAGCAGUAUUCAGAGGAGAGAGAGAAACACAAAGCAGUGCUCUCCACAGCUGUUUCCCUCCUAUCUCUCUGUUUAAUCACCCAAAUAUCUCUCUGUUUAAUCAUCCCCCCCACUGAUGGUGGUGACCGUGAAAUUGAUCUAUCUGUUUCACGUUGAGUAGUUGUUUUUCCCCUCAAUGUUUUCCUGUGAUGUUAUCCCAGUGAUGAUGACAGGGAGAAAGCAUCUCUGUUGUGUGGGAAAGAGAGUAAGACAGAAAGGACUGAGAAAUAAGAAACACAAGAGGGAAGACCAAUCAAAUUCCUCUUUUAUAGGCUGGUGAGCUAGCUACUAAAAUUACUGUCCUUUUAUCCUGUUACGGCAUCAGGGCAAUGCUAAAUGCUAUUCAUUAAAAAUGAAUAUUAUGCGCUUAUGGUCUCCAAAAUAAAGCAUAUCCCAGUCAUUGUGGUGAAUGAAAUGUAUAAAAUGGAUAGCUGGUUGGAUUUAGCGCUCAUGCCUCACCAGACAGAAUUAACAGACCACAGCAUCCACUGCUUUAAGAUGGGGAUAUGGUGGCUUUAAGAUGGGGAUAUGGUGGCUUUAAGAUGGGGAUAUGGUGGCUUUAAGAUGGGGAUAUGGUGGCUUUAAGAUGGGGAUAUGGUGGCUUUAAGAUGGGGAUAUGGUGGCGUACAUCUGACUGUUUCUCUCUGCUUGCUUUUUUGGCUCCUUUUUGCAAUAAUGAUCUCUAUAAAGAUGGGGUCUGCCUUGGCCCUUUUUUGUGUGCUGCUAGCUUCCUCUAAUAUUUAAUCAAAUCCGCAAAUUUGUUAUGUACAUUAAAUUGAACAUGCUACGGCACUUUCGAAUGUGGUUGCCAUACCAACCCCCCAGGUAUUCAUUUUCCUUAAUGCAGGGCUUUGAAUCUCAUUUCCUACACACUCCCCUGCUGCUAAGAGCUGCUCCGAGCAGGCGCUACCUCCAGGCUUCCACUGUACCGCUGACAGAGCACCGCUCCACCGACACAGCCUUCAAACGCUAG
Coregonus sp. 'balchen' is the source of this 12554-nucleotide messenger RNA. The record is from the annotation of a GenBank genome assembly. Lineage: Eukaryota; Metazoa; Chordata; Actinopteri; Salmoniformes; Salmonidae.